AUGUACUACUGCAGACACAGACACCAACCCCAUCCGCCCAACUGUAUCCCUAACUCGGACACAGCCCUGCUCGCCCCCUUAAGGCCAGCCACACCGGUGGUUGUAGAGGGAUUUAACUCCUUCUGCAGCGCAUGCGCCGAAAACACAGACACAAACAAGGAGGGGGUGGGGGAAGAAGGAAGGAGCUUAAGACACUCCGGGAGAGUAGCGCGCACCCUCCCAUUUUGGGCUCGCGCUGCUGCCGUUAAGGCGGGAACCGGCGUUAUCUCUAUUCCAGCGCCAGCCACACCAACCACCGUGCGCGUGGAUCUGCAGGCUCGCGCUGGCGGCCUGAGAGAGCUCGCGCCGAGCCCGGACACUGCGCCUGCGCCGCAGCGGAGACUCGUCUCUACCAGGAUGCCACUGGAAUCGUCUUCCACAUCAGUGCCACCCUGCUUCCCUUCUGUGUUACCCUCAGUGCCUGAUGACAUUGCCAACUCUUCCCCCCCUCCAAUGUCUUACAUCACUUCCCAGGAGAUGAAGUGUGUUCUUCACUGGUUUGCCAGUUGGUCAGGUCCCCAGCGGGAACGUUUUCUCCAAGACCUGGUCGCUAAGGCAGUGCCAGGAAAGGUGCAGCUACUGCUGGAUGGUCUGGAGCAGCUCAGUGUAUCUGCGGCAAGUCGACCACCGUGUAUCUUUGAGUGUCAGCUACGUCUUUGGGAUCAGUGGUUUCGAGGUUGGGCUGAGCAGGAGCGCAAUGAAUUUGUCAGGCAGCUGGAGGUCGGUGAGCCAGAUUUCGUGGCAAAAUUUUACCAAGCAGUGGCUGCCACUGCUGGUAAGGACUGACAGGUAUUCAGAUCAAGCGAAUGACGUGAUCACGCCAAGGCCAUGACUGUAGUGAUGAUUCAGUGCAACUGUGUCACUUAAAGAAUCACCUGAACUGCCAGGGUAGUGGUCCACCGUUUAUUCCAGCACCCAGGAGGCAGCCUGGUCUACAUAGCAAGUUCCAGGCCAGCCAGCAGUACAAAGUGAGACUCUGCCUUUAAAAAGAUUUUUUUGGCAUGGACUUCCUGUUGAGUGCUAACACUGUUGUACCCUGGCAGUACGUCACUUGGACUCUCUCCAUUUUUAGCAAAUCUGAUUUUUUUUACAGGAGAUGUCUAAAUCUCAAGAAUUUAAUGACUGCUUUUGUCACUAUAACUAACAGGAACCAGUAUCUUGUAACUCGAGUCCAGAGCUGGCCCAGAUGUGGCUGCUUUUACCACAUCUACCCAACUCUAACAUAAUUAUGUAAUUUCCCAACUGCUGGGUUUCCCAGCGGUGAUUUAAUAAAAUUAAGGAAAAUUGA
Molecule: messenger RNA, 1327 nt
Organism: Rattus norvegicus (Norway rat)
Lineage: Eukaryota; Metazoa; Chordata; Mammalia; Rodentia; Muridae
Source: RefSeq, a predicted model, not a curated record